AUGGAUCACUCGGUUCUCAAUAACUGGACACAGUGCAAACUUGAUAUCGUUACCGAUUACCCGAAAGCAUCCGCCAACAUAAUAACCUGUGUUUUGAACACAACAGCUUGGGGAAAAGGAGUGGCGAUACUGAAUGGGAACAAUUUGGGGCGAUACUGGGCGAGUCAAGGACCACAGUACACACUCUACGUGCCAGCGGCAUUUCUUCGUGCUGGUGAUAAUUCAUUGCUGUUGCUCGAGCUGGAAGGCACCCGCAACUGCAACGACUCGUCUUGCUUCAUGUCAUUCGUUGAACAGCCUAUAUUCAAGUGGGAAACAACCACAGCCGGAAAAGAUUCCACCUUUGGCCGAAAACAUCAUAUUGUACUUCCGGACUGA
Molecule: messenger RNA, 378 nt
Organism: Cooperia oncophora
Lineage: Eukaryota; Metazoa; Nematoda; Chromadorea; Rhabditida; Trichostrongylidae
Source: the annotation of a GenBank genome assembly